AUGGCACCCUUCUCAUCCUCUUCAAUGUACAAUUAGGUUUGGGAAUCCACAUCUCCACAUCCACUUCUACAACACCAUGACCAACCUCGCCAAACGACGUAUGCCAUGCAAGAUCCACGCAUGCAAAUCGCCUCCAGCUGUACAGUUGCACGUUGACGGUCGAAAUGACGAGAGAGGGCACGGUCACUCCAGAACUUGGAUCCAAUAGUGUCACCAUCGACAUCUCCGUACAUCGCGGAAAAGGACACCCAUCCGGAGGCGGCGGCUCGAUUCUGAAGCAUGAAUCCAAUAAUGUCGAGUUUCGAGGACUACAGCAGGGCACCAGGGGUUGA
This is a messenger RNA of Hymenoscyphus albidus, 332 nucleotides long. The record is from the annotation of a GenBank genome assembly. NCBI's taxonomy places the organism in Eukaryota, Fungi, Ascomycota, Leotiomycetes, Helotiales, Helotiaceae.